CCGGGAGCGCCGGCGCAGGCCAGCGGGCGAGCGGCUGAGGCCGGCCUGGCGGCGGCCAUGGACCGCUUCAUGUGGACCAGCGGCCUCCUGGAGAUCAACGAGACUCUGGUGAUCCAGCAGCGCGGCGUGCGCGUCUACGACGGCGAGGAGAAGAUAAAAUUUGAUGCUGGGACCCUCCUUCUUAGUACACACCGACUGAUUUGGAGAGAUCAGAAGAAUCAUGAGUGCUGCAUGGCCAUUCUUCUUUCCCAAAUUGUGUUCAUUGAAGAACAGGCAGCUGGGAUUGGGAAGAGUGCCAAAAUAGUGGUUCAUCUUCACCCAGCUCCUCCUAACAAAGAACCUGGCCCAUUCCAGAGUAGUAAGAACUCCUACAUCAAACUCUCCUUCAAAGAACAUGGCCAGAUUGAGUUUUAUAGGCGUUUAUCAGAGGAAAUGACACAGAGAAGAUGGGAGAAUAUGCCAGUUUCCCAGUCAUUACAAGCAAAUAGAGGACCCCAGCCAGGAAGAAUAAGGGCUGUAGGAAUUGUAGGUAUUGAAAGGAAACUGGAAGAAAAAAGAAAAGAAACCGACAAAAACAUUUCUGAGGCCUUUGAAGACCUUAGCAAACUAAUGAUCAAGGCUAAGGAAAUGGUGGAGUUAUCAAAAUCAAUUGCUAAUAAAAUUAAAGACAAACAAGGUGACAUCACAGAAGAUGAGACCAUCAGGUUUAAAUCCUAUUUGCUGAGCAUGGGAAUAGCUAACCCAGUUACCAGGGAAACCUAUGGCUCAGGCACACAGUACCACAUGCAGCUGGCCAAACAGCUGGCUGGAAUAUUGCAGACGCCUUUGGAGGAACGAGGGGGAAUCAUGUCACUCACGGAAGUGUACUGUUUAGUGAACCGAGCUCGAGGAAUGGAAUUGCUGUCACCAGAAGAUUUAGUGAAUGCAUGCAAGAUGCUUGAAGCGCUGAAAUUACCUCUCAGGCUUAGAGUUUUUGACAGUGGUGUCAUGGUAAUUGAGCUUCAGUCCCACAAGGAGGAGGAAAUGGUGGCCUCGGCCCUGGAGACGGUUUCAGAAAAGGGAUCCCUAACAUCAGAAGAGUUUGCUAAGCUUGUGGGAAUGUCUGUCCUCCUGGCCAAAGAAAGGUUGCUGCUUGCAGAGAAGAUGGGCCAUCUUUGCCGAGAUGACUCAGUAGAAGGCUUACGGUUUUACCCAAAUUUAUUUAUGACACAGAGCUAAGGAUUUUGUAUUUGAAAUACUUUUUGUCUAUACACUUGUGUCAUGUAGAGGUUGCUUGACAUUGGAACUAAGAGAUAAACCCUGAUAAACUAGGAAUUUAUUAGAACUUCACAGUAUAAUAUAAAACUUUUAAUUUCUCCCUCAAUAUUAUGGUCCAGGAAGCUUAUUUAGGAUACAUAUAGGAAAAUACAGAAAAUUGAAUACCAAUAUGAAUUUAAAAUCAUGCUAUAGCUGUGCAGGACCCUUAGAGUUUAACUUGAAAUAUGGUGGAUUUUAACUUGAUCCUCAAAUCUAACCAUUUUAUAAAGAAGGGAAUUUAGUUAUUGGGGAAGAUAAGAGAAGUUGCAUGUUUGGACAGUUUAGAAUAUUAUUUUCGUGUGACUAAAAUUCAUUGGAUUAUAACUGAAGUUUUUCUCUGAUGUGCCCAUUUUGGGGGGUUUUCAUGAAGGAAGUCAUAUCCACAGUGUAGUUUAAGUACCUGCCAACUCUAGAACAAAAUAUCAAACUGUGGAAUGCCAUAUGAGGCCCCUCCCAAAGGCCUUUAGAAGCAGUCAUAGGCAUUUCUUCAACCAACCAAAUAAAGCACCUUUAAAAAAGGAGAGAAUUUUAUUUGACUUACGUAUAUAUACUCCAACUAGUUUCUUUUCAUUUUUUUGAGUGAUGAUUUCAUGGCUGGCAUUUAAAGAAUGCAGCUGUAUCAUUUUGUUUAAAAAACGCUGUGGAUUUUGAAACUGAAUGAAAGAGCUGUACAGACAUGCCCAGAGUUAUAAUUACCAAUUUGGGAGGUAGAUAGCUACCUAGGAUUGUUGUGCAGGUGGAAGGGCACAAGGAACUUUUAACUGCUUCGCAGGAACUUUAGUGAAGCCAAGGACGAAGUAGAGAAGUAAUAUGUCUCCUUUUCCUUCCCUUAUGGAGUUUCAGCACUGAACUUUUAAAAAUCUUUCUAUCAUAUUCUAGCAAUAUUUUUUUUUCUUUGCCCUACACAUUAUAAGUUGUGUGGAGAAACUAUCUAGGUAAAAAGAUAGUUUGAGAUGAUAAAAACUGGCUAAUAUCACAUGUAGAUUGCUUGAGUUUUAAAGUAGACUGCCUGGCUUCAUGUGUUACUGCUCUACAGCUUACAGUAUGUUGCAUUACCUCAGACUCAGGGACCCCACAGGACAGAGAGAGACUUCCUUUCUGAGACUCAGUUGGAAGUGGACGGGUAGUGAUGGUUUUUGGCCAAGCCUCUGGAAGGGAUGGUAUCUGUAUUAGGAGAACCACUGGGACCAGGAGAAGGGAUGCCCAGGUUCCCACUCUGGGAACCCUGAGAUGUUCUCACUGGGUGAGGUGGAGGGCCACUGCCAGAGGCUGCUGCAAAUGUCCUCUGCGGAAGUGGCAGAGAUCCUUAGCUACAGAUUCAGGAGAUCCCAGCGAUCUCAUGAUCCCUGCGUGAAAAGAGGCUGUUUUUGCUUUGUGUCUACUGUCACAGGAAUGCCGUGGCUUAGGUAUCCUGCUUUAGUCUUCGUUUUACAAACCUUCACUGACUCUUCAUUGUGGUGACGGAUCCCCUUAUUACCCCAUUGCUCAGCCUCAGGUUUAUUUUGGGGGUGAUUCGGUGUCUGGCUGCUCAAGUCUUUUAGGGGUGAGUUGGAGCAUUGCUUCAGCUCGUUUGUAUGUUUUGACUCUGUGGGUUGCACUCACUUCACACUGCUCUGGCAAACUUGUAUAUACACACACACACGCACACACGAUAUCUCAUCUGGCUAAGGUUUUUUAAAAUUACAAAGAUUAAUAAUAAUCUGUUUCAUGAGUUGAUAUGAGCUGCAAGUAAGAUUGUUAGAGCCACUGGAUUUAACUUUAAUGGUUUGGAUUCAUUAAGUAAACCUACAUAAUUCAACAUACUUACUUACUUUAGUGUGACAACAGAUGAACAAAAAUGCAGCAAUCUGAAUUGCAUAAAGUGAAGAAAAGUGACAUAUGAAUAUAUUUUGCAAAUGUCACAUUAGUUAAAAAAAAGCAUGACUGGUUUUAUUAUUUUAUUUUUAAAGUGGGUAUUCUCACUGUUUCCUGAGCUCUAUAUGUCCUUUUAUCGUUUUUUUUUUUUUUGCCAAAUAAGGUUUUAAUUUUUGGUCCUCUAUUGGUAGAUGUUAUGUUUAAAUACAAACGAUCAGGCCCUAAGUGCAAAAAAGUUCUGACUUGGUGCUUAUCACUGGUAUAAUUACUAUUUUUGCUUUCCUAACUUCGCUCUUAGGAGCGUGAAUCUCUUUAUAGCUUUAUGGUAAUGGAAUAUUUCUAGUCAUGUAAUGUCAAGAAAAAAUUUUUUACAUUGUGUAAGUGAAGAUUGUUUUCAGGGUUAAUUGCUUGGUAUUAAUUUAUAUAGAAUAAAAUUAUUGCAAAAUUUUAAAAUGAUUUUUCUUAACUUGGUGUUCUUUUUAAAUACUCUGAAAAAUACAUGAAAAUGAUAAACCUUUAAGUCGCACUAAGCCAGUAUGUUAAGAAUUUUUCUUUUCGGUUUUAUAAUCAAGAGUUGCUUAUAAAUAUUUAUUACAUCAAGCUCUUACUAUUUUAGUUGUCUUAAAGGAACGGGAAAUGAGUCAUAAGCUUUCUUUUUUAAAAAAAUUCUUGAUGUGAAUUCCACUGUUGAUUGACCACGUGUAUUCAUGUGAAUGUGCUAUCUCUUGUUCCCUGUUACCAGACUAAUAUGACCAGAAUGUGGACUCAUCACGUCAUCAUUCUCGUGCUCAGAUACUUAAAAUGGUUCUUUUUUGCUCAACAGUCACUGAGUCUUCAUUUGGUUCAAUGGAUUCACAACUUGUAAGGAGGUUAGGAUUUAAAGACUGUGCCAAAGGACAAAAUCAAGCAUGCUCAAAAUGAUCCUUGAAAAUCUCCUAAACUGCCAAUAAAGUUCUCUUUAUAGUCUUACA
Messenger RNA from Cynocephalus volans (Philippine flying lemur), 4121 nucleotides. RefSeq names its product vacuolar protein sorting 36 homolog (gene VPS36). Gene Ontology annotation, molecular function: ubiquitin binding; phosphatidylinositol-3-phosphate binding. Gene Ontology annotation, biological process: protein transport to vacuole involved in ubiquitin-dependent protein catabolic process via the multivesicular body sorting pathway. The record is from RefSeq and is a predicted model, not a curated record. Gene Ontology annotation, cellular component: ESCRT II complex; late endosome membrane. The transcript has 14 exons. NCBI's taxonomy places the organism in Eukaryota, Metazoa, Chordata, Mammalia, Dermoptera, Cynocephalidae. The coding region runs from base 58 to 1218 and encodes 386 amino acids.